Dibothriocephalus latus is the source of this 816-nucleotide messenger RNA. Lineage: Eukaryota; Metazoa; Platyhelminthes; Cestoda; Diphyllobothriidea; Diphyllobothriidae. The record is from the annotation of a GenBank genome assembly.
AUGCUCAAGGAGCAACCAUCGGAGGCCGAGGAAACUCAAAAGCCGAAAGGCUGGCGCUUGAGGCAUGGACUGGCCUACGUGAUCGGCGGACAGAUAAACUCAAAAGUCUCCAAUUCAGUAGUAGAAUUUAAUCCCAAGACCGGUCGGUGGCGACGAGUCGCGUCAAGUCUUCUGGCUCGUAGCGCACACUCUGCGGCCGGUUUUGGCAGCGCCAUCGUCUCCUGUGGAGGAUGGGACGGCAGAACUGUAGUUGGAUUUGCUGAGCUGUUUCUUCCAGCAAAAAACAGGUGGUUCCGUCUUCCAGGCUUGCUCGACGCCCGAUCUGCUCACUGUGCAGUGGCUCAAGAAGAGGAUGGCCGCGUUUUUGUGACUGGUGGUGAAAAUGAGUUCGGUAAUGAAUUGGAUCUGGUCGAGUACUGCACUCUUCCAGUCGGCAACUCUGCAGGAAGCCCAGAAUCGCAUAGUUUCCUCACCUGGCGUCGGGCGGCACCGAUGAAUCAGAAACGCCAAUACCAUGCUCUGGCCUAUGCAAAGGGCAAAAUCGUGGCUGUAGGAGGUGUUAUUAAUCGCCGAGAAGUCACGCGGACAGUUGAAGUAUUUUCACCUCCAGAUCGGGGUAAUCCCUUGGGUCAAUGGACAUUCGUAAAGCGUCUCGACUUAGCAUAUAACUAUCCCUUUGCUAUUGCUGUGGAUGGUUACUUCUUUGUUUUUCAUCCGGACGAUGAAAUCUGGACUGAUGUGGGUGCCCUGUCAACGGUCCGUGAAGUGAACGGCGUUAUUGCCUUUCCGAGCGCUUCACGUUUUCAAACUCUGUAA